AUGGAACAGAAGUAUGAAAAUCGGGAGUCUGAGAACAUCCUUGGUGAUGAUUCAAUGAAAUCAGAUUUUAAUCCAUCUCCCAACAGAAUCUUCACAUUCAAUGGAAAAGAUGGCAAUUCAGAAGCAGCCAGGAGGCCUGGAGCCACUCUUGAGCGAGAAAUGGUUAAGGUUAGAGGAAAUAAUUUAUUCAUAAUCGUUGUGAGCUCAAUCAUGAUAUCUUUCUCAUUCGCUGAACUCAUGGUUUUUGCAUCUCCUUUCCUAGAACUGAUUCCUCCAAUGCAAUGCUUAAUUGAGAAUAAGUGGGAAACAUGUGAAAAAGAGCAAGCAUGUGCCCCAGGAGCUCAGUAUGUUCUUGUUGAGGAUGACAAGUACAGUUUAAAAAACUGGGUCACAGAUCUUGACCUUGUAUGAAGCCCUGAAUGGAAAAUAGGCCUAAUAGGGUCAGCAAUCUUUGUAGGAAUGUUCCUAGGAGCUCUUGUUCUAUCCCCUAUAUCAGAUACCUAUGGAAGAAGGCCAGUUCAUAUAAUUGGAGUACUUCUCUCUAUAAUAGGAAGUGUAUGGAUAUAUACCUUCCCAAAUUGGGUAUCUGUUCUUACAUCUCUAUUCUUUAAAGGAAUUGGAAUGUACACUCGACUUUCGAUAUCAUAUUUAUACACCUUGGAGAUGUUCGAUGAGGAGCGAUGCAAACUAGUAGCAUCAGUGAUAAUGUCUGUUAACAACGCUCUAUCAAGUGUUAUGGCUCUAUACUUUAUUUUUGGUGGAAGAGAUGCGACUUUUUUCCUCCUCUCAUCAAUCUUCAUUCUGGGAUAUUCGUUAGUUUUCAUCCCGAUGCUACCUGAAUCUCCCAAAUUUUUGUUCUCACUUAGAAAAUACGACGCUACUAGAGCUACUCUUAUUAGAAUUGCCAAGAUGAAUGGAGUAAAGUAUGAGAAAUUACCAUUUCAAGAAGAACUCGACCAGAAGGGCUUAGCUGCACUCAAAGCAGAGGCUCAUCUGCAGACCAUUGAAAAGGAAAAGAAGGAGAAAACUAGCUUCCUUGAACUUUUCAAAAACUUCAAGCUAUUCACAAACAUGUGAAUUACAAUCUUUGUAUUCAUGUUCAAUGUGUUUAGCAUGUACAUGAUAUCGUUCAUGGUAAAGUACCUCCCAGGGGAUAAAUAUUGGAACCUGUUCCUGAUCGGUCUGGCUGACUUCAUCCCAUCAGUCCUCAGCGGAGUGGUAAUGGCACUCCUACCUACAAAGAAGGCGAUGAUUCUGACCCACGGCUUUAUCUGUAUUUCAAUAGGGAUAUCCUUUAUCACAAACUAUUACGAUAAUGGAGGGAUCGUUGAUGAGAACUCUACAAUUGAAGGUUUUGACAUUGGCACAUUUAUCUCAAACAAUAAUGCAUACAUCAGCAUGGGAGUUAUCUUUUUGAUAAGAUUUGCAAUCACUUUAGAAAGUUGAUUGAACUUCUACAUUGUAUAUGAAUUGUUCCCAUCAAAGUUCGCCUCUGUAGUUUAUGGAGGAUGCAACAUCCUAGCUGGAUUAGUGUCGAUAUUCUCACCAAUGGCAGUAGAGAUAUUCGAUAACCCUCUAAUCCUUGUAUUUGUGAUGGCUUGUAUAUGCACAUUCCUUUGUACAAUUCUUACCGAAGGAACUAAAAAUAUAGUCUAA
Messenger RNA from Moneuplotes crassus, 1656 nucleotides. The record is from the annotation of a GenBank genome assembly. NCBI's taxonomy places the organism in Eukaryota, Ciliophora, Spirotrichea, Euplotida, Euplotidae.